AUGGCAUGGUGUAAACGUCACCAAACUUGUCGGCCACGACCACAUUGGCGCUGUGUCACGGCCGAUAUCAAUGGAACAAGGUCUCAUGGGGAACGGUGGUCACUUGACGACGGUAAGACAGUUUUCCAGGUUGGUAGCAUCCACGGAGAACACCACCACGGACUUAUCAGUGUCAGUGGUGGCCACCAAGUACUUGCCAUGGCCAUCAAGUUGCAACGACCGGAUGUAAUUGUGAGUCGAGUGUUCAAAGGAAGGCUUGAUCUUCUUCAGCGGUUGGUGGAUAACAACACCAUUUUCUAA
This is a messenger RNA of [Candida] anglica, 300 nucleotides long. The record is from the annotation of a GenBank genome assembly. NCBI's taxonomy places the organism in Eukaryota, Fungi, Ascomycota, Pichiomycetes, Serinales, Debaryomycetaceae.